AAUGCCUAAACAUUAAAUUAUUUUCAGUCAUCUCUAGACAUAGUCCGAAUAAUUAAAAAGCAAAGGGCAUAAAUUUGGCAUUCCAAUUCCAAGUUCAGCCUCCAUUAACAACUCCACCUCCAAAAUUUGAAGAGAACAAUCUUCAUAUCUUGUUUGUUGGCUGAGAAUCAUAACUUCAGGUCUUCACCUAACCAAACUAACGAAGCCCACAUUCUUUAUCAAAGUUAGUUACUUUAUUCCUAAAUACUCACUCUCAAUUUUAAAAGUCAAAUGGGAUCCCAUAGGUUACCUUAAUCUGAUCGUCUGACUGAGGAUGUCCCAAGCUGACGUCUCUUACAGUUGUGGGUCUUGUGGAUACCCUUUGAAUUUAACAUCUUCCAAUCGAAUUACGUCCAACAUAGAUUCUGAAUAUCAUAAAUCCAUUAAGAAAGGUUUUAUCUCCUUCAUAACUGUUGAUCUUAGCCGAUUCACUCAAGUUGAUGAGGUAAAUUGCCUUCCCUUCUAUUGGGGUCGUUAUCGUUCUAAAACUAAACUGCUCUGCCGUAAAUGCGGGGUUCAUAUAGGCUAUGGAUAUGGAGAUUCUCCUGCUCUCUGUGGUUUUGACUCUCCCAUCUCAUCUACCUCUGCUUACAAAAAGUUUACCAUAAAAAUCCGAGCUUUACAGCCAUCACAAGAAAGCUAACAGAUUUAAUAUGGAAGUUCAUUCAAUGGAUGUUCUUACCUCUGUCAUGCAGCUACCUGAUGAUUGCCUCUGUAUUAUUUUCAAAUGGCUUGACUGUAGUU
This is a messenger RNA of Jatropha curcas, 783 nucleotides long. RefSeq lists its product as uncharacterized. Lineage: Eukaryota; Viridiplantae; Streptophyta; Magnoliopsida; Malpighiales; Euphorbiaceae. The record is from RefSeq and is a predicted model, not a curated record.